AUGUUUCAAUUUUCAGCUCUUCUUCCACCUAAACUGACAGUGAAUCCAGCAGUGAUCACAGAGACAGAAACAGUCACACUGAACUGUCAGACUCCAUCAUCUGUUGAGACAGAAACAGUCACACUGAACUGUCAGACUCCAUCAUCUGUUUCUGUGUCUCAGUGUUAUUUCCGCAUUGGAAGAGGAAAACCUGCCAAAGCCUUCUCAUGUCUGAAGACACUGACAGGGACUGAGCUGCUGGAGGUGACACACCAGAGUUCACCUGCUGAGGUUAAAGUGACAUGUUUUUAUCUCUACGGUUCUUCAUCUCCUGACAGUGACGUUUCCUCCAUCAUCAUUAGAACAUCUCUUCCUCCUAAACUGACAGUGAAUCCAGCAGUGAUCGAGGACACAGAGUCAGUCACACUGAACUGUCAGACUCCAUCAUCUGUUUCUGUGUCUCAGUGUCAUUUCUACAUUUUAAGUGAAGGUACAGCCAAAGUCCUCUCAUGUCUACAAACACUGACAGCUACUGAGCUGUUGGAGAUGGCACAUCAGAGUUCACCUGCCAGGAUUCAAGUGACAUGUUUUUACACUGUAAAGAUUGGAGAGUUUAACUAUCCAUCUCCACACAGUGGCACAUCCUCCAUCACCAUACACAGUUAUAAACCACAGAUGAGUCUUGAACAUUUUGAUGGUGACCACGUCAUCUUUACCUGCUCUCUGCCUGGACCUGCUGAUCAUGAUACAAAAUGUAACCUGUACUUUGGAGAAGCAAGUCGUUCAGUCCUAACAAGAAACAUCUCGGGGAAGAGGACCUCAAAAAAUCAAUCUUUCUGCCAUGACAGAUACAGCCUGACUGCUAUUGUGGAAAAAGAGUCAAGCGUGACACAGACUGUGACAACAUCUCUGAUGACCACAGGUCUGACUGUUAGCACGCCUCGUGCCUCCACUACUGUAACUCCUGUAACAUCAGGGUGGGCUGUCAGUACACCAAGUAUCGCUAUUGGUUUUAUCUCUACUUCAGUAAAACCGGCACCAGGAUCUGGCAGUGAAGCAACAGGUUGGAGUGUCAGCACGACUGGCACUAAAGAAGUCUCUAACCCUGCAACCCCUCAGGAAACAGCUUCAGAAAUGCGGAUAUGGAGGUUUGUAGCAGUUGUGGCUGGUUGUGGAGUAACUGUGGGGGUCGUUGUGCUGGUUUCUGCAAUGCUCUGCAAAAGAAGAACUGUAGCAGGUUCUGGGGAAGUGAAAAGGCAGGAGCCUCAAAAUGAGAAUUUUGAAACAUACCAUUUGUACGCCACCAUCGCUGAGGAGCCAGCAGCAUCAGACCUGAAGGGGAUAACGUACAGCACAGUGCAGAAACACUGACACUGUUUUACACUGUAUUCACCUUAUUCCUGAGGGCACUACUGUAGAAAUAAUUAUGGGCGCAAAUUCCAGUGAGAUAGCAGAAGAAGCAGUAAGCUAGUUAGUCUCAUAGACUGUGGUUAGUCAGUGGCUACUCUUGGUAGCUAACCGCCAACGCUGGUUCUUUUCUAAACUAAUUUGCCUUCAGUUUAGCAAAAUUUUUUAACAAAUAUUUAACUAAUGUUAACUAACUGUUAACUGUCUGUAACGACUAAUGACCAGUCCAAGCUAAAUUUUUGUCUUCAGCAACUGUGUGUUGAUCGUGUAACCAGAACAAAAAUGUAUGAUGUAUGAUCCACAGCACUGGUUCCAAACAACAUGUCAUUUUUUCAGUUUAAGAUUGAAAAUGUAUUUAGUUUUACUCUUAUAUUGUGUAACUAAAGUGGAAUUAUUAUUGUAAUUUUUGUUUUGUUUUCUAAUGGUUUUCUCAUUAAUGUUGAUAUUUCUUAUUUUUUUUGUAUCUGGAUUUUUUUUCUUCUGAGCCUUGUGUGACUACGCA
This is a messenger RNA of Epinephelus moara (kelp grouper), 1888 nucleotides long. RefSeq lists its product as uncharacterized. NCBI's taxonomy places the organism in Eukaryota, Metazoa, Chordata, Actinopteri, Perciformes, Serranidae. Bases 1 to 1350 code for a protein of 449 amino acids. The record is from RefSeq and is a predicted model, not a curated record. The transcript has 12 exons.